AUGGGUGAGCGAUGGCGCACGCGGGUGCCAUUCUGGCAGCCCAUCGAGCCUGGGCACGUGGUGUCCCGUGCAGAAGAAGCUGGAACAUGCUGGGCCGAAACCACGGUCGGGGAGGACAAGGUUUCUCCAACUCUGCAGCCGUCCUUUGCUGAACGAGGCUGGGUGGUGCUCUCGGGCUCCGUUGGGGUCUUCAUCUUCAAGCGGAACGAAUUGCUGGAUGACGAGCCACCCACACCACGGGAGGAGUACGACCCCUCCGAGCCCUUGGCUGAAAGUCGGACGUCAGGACUUGAUGGGUCGGACGAACCGCCAAGAUCCAAGGAAUUCAACACCUUGCAAGAGGAGCGUGAGCGGAUGAAGCAGCGUGGGGCACUCCGCAGCGCCAAGACUGCCAAAGAUCUGGCGGAUCUGCUCACAGGUCAAGCGGAGGUGACCAACCCCAAAGCCGCGAAGUCCAAAGCUGGCGCCAGUGCAUUGGAGAGUUGGGCCAAAGCAGAGGAUGAAGAGCCCAGAUACAAGAGUAUCGAGGGCUUCAGCACCUGGAGUUUCUCUUCGGUCUUGGGGGUCCAAGUCGCCCAGCUGGGCGCAGGACGCAUCUUCGGCGAGCUGGCGCGGAGCGGUUGUGGGGUUCUUGACACGAUCCGUGUGGGUCAAAGGCAGACCUUUCGACCGGAGGGCUAUUCGCUUCACGAGUUGGUCUGUCGAAAGUUGGAGCCGAUUGCACGAGCUGCCAUUCAGGUUUACCUGGAACGCACGCAUGCUGACAUGCAGGCGAGGUUUUGGCUUCUCACCCGCAUUGCCCCCUCCAACCGGAGAGCUGGCGCCAAUGUGUAUUUUGCAUACCUCCUCGCGUUGCAGACCAACCAUCCAAGAGCUGCAAGCAUCAAGUGCCUGGAGACGACUGCCUUUCUGCGGAUCCCCUAUACCACCUAUCAGGCUGUGGUGAAGGAUAUCUUCGAAGGACUUCGACUGCAGCAGGAGUGCUCCAAGAUCUUACAAGGACCAGUCGACCGAUCGCCGAGAGCGGAGUUGGCUUCGCGUGGAUGUACCAUGCACGAGGAGCGGAAGGACCAGGUGCUCUUCCGGCAGGGGGACCCCGCGCUGAAUUGCUACAUCAUCUUGGAAGGAGACUCGCAUGGGCCAAACCCGCCACCGACCGUCUUGAUCUGGAAGGCCGAGAAGCGUUCGAAGAGCGGCGGUUUGGCGAAAGUCAGGGACGACCAGCCCACGCCUCGCUUCCAGGAGCCCUUGGACAAGCGGUUGGCCUUCGCUGUGGCCAAAGCCACCAUUCUCGAUGACGCCCAGCCUGCCACACCACCUACGCCCUGCCGGCCGUGGAAAUGUCUGGCAGGGCGAGUCAUUACAGGUGGUACCAAGCCUGGGCAGCCUGGGUCCUGGGUGGCAAACAGCUUCACAGCGAUGGGACCGUUGGAACUUCGGCAAGCAGAAAAGCCGACGACGAUGGUGGUUUCGCUCAAUGCUGCCAUCGUGUCCCCAAACGCGGUACGCUUUCCCUUCAAACACACAGAGGACGGGGGGAUGCGGAAUGUUCAAUACUUUUCAGAGUGGCCUUGGGCAAUCAGACAGUACCGAGGUACCACCAUGACAGAGGCACUGGCAAUCUGGAAGAAGACGGCGGACGGCAAGUCGAGCCUUGGGCAAUUGGUCGGUACUUCCAACCCUCUCCUGUCGCCCACCCUCGGUCCCGAGGGAGGCUUCAGUAGCUUUGCCAAAGACUCCAAGUAUGGCGCACGCGUGAUCCAGUUGAAGCCAGGAUCCAUCGUGGGAGAGCUUGCGUUGCAAACCAACGAGCCGCGAGCGGCCACCAUCAAAUGUGCCACCGAUUGCAAGUUCAUGGUCGUUGGUAAGGAGACGUCCGGUGACGAAGACGGGGAGACCUUUCGAGAGGUGAUGCAUGAACACUUGGAGAUGAUGAAGUUUUUCAAUACCAAUUUGCCGGGCUGCAAGAAGCUGGAGUACACGGGGAAGCGGACCUUCCCAGAGAACUAUAGCUUCAUGUUUGAAGGGAUCAUUGCAUCGGAACCGGCGCUCUUUUUGAUGCAGCAGGGCACCAUCGAGUUCAGACGCCACACUCAUGUGCUCAAACUGAAGUGGGUGGAGUGGAUGGGCCUGCCUGAGCUUCCGCUGGCCUCGCGUCAGUCCACCAGUGCCCGGCGCAACCAGCGCCUCGCCCAGCUACAGGCGCUGCAGGCGGCGGGAGACCAGCGCUACGAGGUGCAAGCUGAGAUGCCUCUCUCUAACCCAGGCCCGGAGCUCAACAUUCAGGGUCUUGAGCUAUCCGACGCAGGACCUGAUUCAGAUUCAACCUCAGAUGCUGUUGGGAUGACGGUCAACUGCACUACAUCCAUCCGACGAGUGGAAGAUUACCGCAAGAACUACAUCAAUUACCUCUCGGAGCACAAGGUCAUCAGGAGGAUUGAGACGCUUGUUGCCAAGGUAGAGGGCCGUCAGCUGAAUUUGGGCCUGGGCCACUGGGAAGAAAGAACGCCUGUGGACCAUUUGCGCCUACUGCGGCUGGCCCCACGUAAGGCACCAGACGCCCGCUUCAUGAAGAAGCACGCCAGGCAGGGCCUCGCCAAGAAGAGGGCUCUGCUCGAAGGCGGCACUCCUCCCGAGGAUGCGCUUGUGCGGUUGCAGGACCGGAGCUGGCUGGCCCACACCGUCAAAUUUGCGUGGUCCUUAGUGAUUAACGUUGCUUUCCUCGUCCUCGCGCUGAUCUUGCAUUUUCUAGGCGGUCAAGGUGAAGCUGGAGAGGCCGUGUGGGGUCAGAACGACGAGGUUGAGGAGGCGCCGUUGGUGUGUCAGCUGAAGAAGGACCUGAAGGAGCUCCAGACCACGACGGCUGUCUUUCGGGCGACAGUGGUGGAGAACCCGGAACUACCCGUGAAGAGGUCGAAGUGGAUCAUCUCCGAUGUCCUGGAAGCGCCUGGCGUGUUCUGCACGAUGCCCUUCUUGCCUCUACCCAUCCCAGAGCCUCUUUUGGUGGUCUCGACCACCAUCGCACCUUGGACGGGAAACCGUCCGAGACGUCCCUCCAGUCCCUCCAACCGGACGGCUGAGACGGUCUUGAGUCUCGAAGAUGCCCAGGUGGAGGCUUAUCAUUUGGGUGGCCCUUUGGUGGAUAAGUUGCCGCAACAGGUGAGGAUGAACAACGAUGGUCGGACGGAUGUGGAUCACUUCCCCAUGAUGGCCAUGGCCUCCUUGGCGGAGGAAGUGUACAUCAGCCGAAUGGGACUCCUGGAUCUCAGAAAGGCGGUCGCUGCAGGGAAUGAUGCAGCGCUGAGAGUGGCGCCCGAAGAUCCAGAGUAUGCCUCCGAGUUCGUGAGGCUGCGAGAGGUCGCCAUCAGCAAGAUCCAAGCGGCCAAGGACUCGCCAGACUCCCCGGAGCAGGUGAAGUCUGCGGUGCUCGCCGUGGUUGCGAUGGAACAAAACUGGCGGCAGAUCAAUGUGCAGCUGCGUUUGGGCCUCUCAGGGGCUUCCGGAUUGGACGACCAAGUGAAGUCCUGGGGCCAGGAGGUGAAACACAUGCGUCGCGAUUUGGACGCCAUCGUCGAGGAGCGGAACAGGAGGUCCUUGAACUUGGGCUCUUCCAUCGAGCGGGGGAGUGCUCUCCAAGCCACCGAGAUGAUGGACAGGAGCAGUCAAAAACUCAAGGAGGCCAAGCGAGUAGCUUUAGAGACCGAAGAGGUGGGCCAAGGCGUUCUCGCGGACCUCGAGGCACAGAGGGAGACCAUCCUUCACGUGCGAAUGAUGAGGAGGGGGAAGUGCAUGCAAAAGGAUGCCUGUGAUGAAGCUGAGAGGCGUCAGGGCCUGUUGGAUUUGGGUGGAAAUGAGCUGGAUGAGGAAAGCAGCUGCACCAGGCUGUUUCGAUUGGGAUGAGCUGGCUGAAGCUAAGAGGAUUGGAAAGAAGCACGAGAACAUGAAGGUCAAGAGCAAUGAGAAUCUUAUGAGAGAUGGGACCAGGAAGCAUUGAAAUGCAUUAGAGGUGGUGGAGAAGGAGAUUUCGGUGAGAAUGAUGAGGCUGAAGAUAUGGAAGAAGAGUCGUUGGAAGAGACGCAGGAUUCCCGAAUGCUGGACUGAAGAUAAGACAUCAUCAGAUCACACCUGGGCAGUUGGUGUCGCACUAGGAUCUGAAUUGGAACAGGGGUUUUAGAUUGGCAAUAUAGGACCAUAAAAUGAGGGUGUUUUGAAACUAAAGGCAUUGAAAGAAGGG
Durusdinium trenchii is the source of this 4234-nucleotide messenger RNA. The record is from the annotation of a GenBank genome assembly. NCBI's taxonomy places the organism in Eukaryota, Dinophyceae, Suessiales, Symbiodiniaceae.